AUGGCGCGGUGGACGCGCGCGAGGGCGACGCGGGCGCGGGCGAUUGGUUUGGCGAUCGCGAUCGUCGUCGCGGCGGCGCGGUGCGUCGCGCGCGGAGACGCGGCGCGCGAUCUGAGCGAUGGAAAUCGCGGGCGCGACGCGCGAGCGCCGCGCGCGCACGCGCGAGCGCUGCGGGCGAGAGCGCCCGCGGGGGCGUCGACGGCGACGCACCGCGAACACCUGAGCACGGGGAUAUCGAAGGAACUGGUCGACCGCGUCGCCGUCGACGGGGCGGUGAUCGUGACGUGGGCGAACAUGCACUACUACGAUUUCGCGCUGAAUUUUUUGAGCCACCUGGACGCGCUGGAGGUGACGAAUUACUUGAUCGGGGCGAUGGACGAGGAGCUGUACGCGGCGCUGCGGAAAAUCGGCGUCAACACGUGGCUGAUGGGGUCGAAAUCGAUCGACGCGGACGCGGUGAAGAAGGAUUUUGGGUGGGGGUCGAAGAAUUUUCAUAAGAUGGGACGGGAUAAGAUACGUUUGAUUCAUGAUUUCACGAAGACUGGGGUGGACGUGUUGAUUUCGGACAUCGACGUCGCGUGGUUGAGAAAUCCGAUUCCAUUCUUUCGACGAUAUCCCAAGGCGGACAUCCUGGUGAGCACGGAUAACUUGCAAAAUAGAACGCAUCAGGAUGCGAGGCAAAUAUCGCACAUGGUCGACGGUGAAGGGUUGGAGUCGACGCCGUGCGCGGGGACGGUAAACAUCGGGAUGAUGUGGUUUCGGGCGACGGAGGCGAGUCAGCAACUCACGGGCGAAUGGGUGCGUAAUCUCGAGAAAGAUGAAAAGAUUUGGGAUCAGGCGGAAUUUAAUACUUUGGUUCAGCGUGGUGGGUGCGGUACGCCGUCACCGGAUGGGUCCGGCGUCGGCUCGGCGUACGAGGGUAAAGUACAAAUGGGCACGCUUCCCGUGGCGUUGUUCAACAACGGGCACACGUACUUUACGCAACGCCUUCCGGAACUCAUCAACGUGAACCCGUACGCUAUGCACGCGACUUUCCAGUACGAUGGUACCCCAGGUAAGCGGAAUCGCAUGCGAGAGGCGAAUCAGUGGCUCGGAGAUCGCGAUGAUCCGUCGUAUUUCGAUCAAAAGUUCCUCUCGUACACGCCUCGCGUGCUCUCCGACACGUUGAAACAGGGUGAACACGUAGUUUUGGAGCACAUGCGACUGGUGCAACACCAAAUUGCGCAGCUUUACGAAGCCGUGGCGAUCGCCAAAAAUCUGGGGAGAGUGGUGAUUUUGCCGCCAUUCUUUUGCGGGUUGGAUCGCGUUUGGUUUCCCCACGCCGGUCGCUUCCCGGGUUCCAUGCUCGGCUUGCCAUUCAUUUGCCCUGGUGAUCACGUUAUGGGGAUGGAGAGUUAUGGCGGCGAUUUCAUGAAAGAGUACCGUGAGUACGCCUUCUUGGGUCAUCCACACAUGCCU
Molecule: messenger RNA, 1458 nt
Organism: Ostreococcus lucimarinus CCE9901
Lineage: Eukaryota; Viridiplantae; Chlorophyta; Mamiellophyceae; Mamiellales; Bathycoccaceae
Exons: 2
Biological process (GO): cell wall pectin biosynthetic process
Cellular component (GO): Golgi apparatus
Molecular function (GO): arabinosyltransferase activity
Source: RefSeq, a predicted model, not a curated record